Molecule: messenger RNA, 2744 nt
Organism: Lates calcarifer (barramundi perch)
Lineage: Eukaryota; Metazoa; Chordata; Actinopteri; Centropomidae
Gene: zc2hc1a
Product: zinc finger, C2HC-type containing 1A
Exons: 10
Coding region: 136-1026 (296 amino acids)
Source: RefSeq, a predicted model, not a curated record
GUCAAGAAUUUGAGACCUUUUGUCUGCAUUUUCGAGAAACCGGAAGUAUACAGGAGUGAAUCAUCUCAUUUCCUUGCUGCUACUUCUGGCCGUUUGCAACAACAGAAGCAGCAGCAUCAGACAAGGGAUAACAGAAUGAUGGAGGAAUUGGAAGAUGGUGGCGUUCCCCCAGCUGAGGACCUGGUUCAGUGCAACACCUGUCAAAGAUGGUUCUUCCCUAAAGUCCUGGAGAAACAUGCAAAAAUCUGCCAAAAGUCAGCGACCAAAAAGAGAAAGGUUUUUGACUCCAGUAGACAGAGAGCAGAGGGCACAGACAUCCCCACGCUCAAACCCAUCAAACCAAAGUCACAAAGUUCAUCUGCUACUGAGAAAGCAGAGCCCCCUAAGAAGCCAUCCAACUGGCGCAAGAAACAUGAGGACUUCAUCGCUACCAUCCGGGCUGCCAAGAAUCUCACUCAGGUCAUUAAGGAAGGGGGACCAUUACCCCCACCUCCUCCUCCUACUUAUGACCCAGACUAUAUACAGUGCCCUUACUGUCAGCGGAGGUUUAAUGAGAGCGCAGCGGAGAGACACAUCAAGUUCUGCCAGGAGCAGGCUGCCCGUAUGCCCAACAAGAGCAAGUUAGGAGACACCAAGAAACCUCCCAGUCGCACACAGUACAAGCCUCCUGCAAAGAAGGCCAGUUCUCCAGCUGUGUCAACCAUCCCUUCAGCUUCCUCUCGUUUACCCCAGAGAUCAGGCCUUGCCCAGCCCACCGGAAUUCCCUCUAGUAAGGUCUCAUCUGCAGGUUCAAUGAGGAGUAAUCCCUCUGGCCUCACAAGCCCUCCAUCAGGUGUGGGAAGUAAGACGCGAGCAGUGAGUUCUGGCUAUGGCUCUGUGAGGAACACUCAGUCUGGAAUAGGACUCAACAAGAAGAAAGUAGAUAGCUAUAUAUCCAGGAAUGAUAGUGAUGGGGGGAGCGAAGUUGACAAUGGUGGAAUAAAGAGCAAGUUCUGUCACGCUUGUGGGACCAAGUACCCCUGUUGAAUCCGCCAAAUUCUGCUGUGAGUGUGGGGUCAGGAGGAUGUGUAUUUGAUGGCUAUCAAAAGAAGGAUAAAAAGUAGAGGAAAGUAGGGAUACACCGGCACUGACGCUAACAUCAAGAGUGUUUCAUCCAAAACUUAUAAGAAUCUUGCGUCCAUCCAUUAUACCUUGUGUUUUCACACGUGGGUCUAGUUUCACAGCAUUAAAGUGGAGUAAUCGGCAGACAGCCCUAUGGUGCUGUGUUUUCUUUUCUAUUUAUUGUAUGGACAAAAAUGGUUAGGGUCAUGGUCGGUACAUAAUAUCACAUUUUUAAUAAAGUCCUGCUGAAUAGUGUACGAAUUCUGCCCCUUUUCAGAUCAUAAAUAUAAUAACUUACCUGGUAUAAAGCUAUAUUAAACUGUAGGCCACAGGAACAACCCAUGCAGUUCAUUAACUGCUUUUCUCUUAUGGCUGAAUUUGCCCACAACAUCACUGGUGUUUACACCAGCUCAUAAACAUUAUUGCUGUGAAACUAGUCAUCAUGGAGGGAUUAGGACUUUGUAAUUAAAAAAAAAUAUUCUGGUAAAAAAAAAUUCUUUUGGUCAUGGGAAAUCUUAAUUUUCUUGUCCCCUCGACAUUAGUUAGUAAUAUCCUCUAGAGCUGAGUCAGAAUCAGCAGUUAUUUCCUUAGAAGUAAUUAAGGAGAGAUGAGUAAGAGUUUAGAUAUGUGCUAAGAGGUGGGUUGUAAAACAUGAACAAAGAGAUAAAGGAAAAAUCUUAAAUCCAGUUCGAGGUGGAUGCGCCCCUAUAUCUCAGUCCCCAGUCAACUGUGAUUUGAAAUGCAUUCCUUAAUCCUAUCUGCCUCUGCUUCCUCACAAACAGAAUAUCUUACUAUUUAAGUGCAAUAUGAUUGACUACUGAAGAAAACAAUGGUUUUCUAAAGGAAAAGUUUUGGAAUUUUGGGAAGAUAUCACCUUAGUAUGACAGGGACUAGUCCUAAAAUGAACUACCGAUUAAAGGUCAGUGCUCCCUUUACCGCCACUUUACAGGCAAAGUUUGUUUCCAGCUCUUUGUUACCAUCCUUGGCCUGAUAUUUCUAGACAAAUGUAGCAUUUACUCAGUCCCUUUUAUUCCCUCUCUUUUUAUUCAAUGAAAUUAUUUAUUUAUUUUCUUAUUCCCUUCCAUUUUCACCGAACGAACAAUGACUGCAUCUCUUGUUAAUGUUCUACAGAAUUAAAAAUGUGUCUUUAAUUUUUAUGAAAUCUGAAUGCACCUGGAUAUGUUGCAGUUGUUUUGUUUCUUGAAAGUGUUGCUAUUGAGUCAGUAUUCAGUGCAGUGAGGUAUUUAGGAUCAAGAGUACAGUAACACUACAGUUAUUUACAUUUUAAAAACUCUGGAUGGAUAUGCUUGACAUGACAUACACUAUUUAUGACCCCGCACAGUUUAUUUACAAGUGGGACAAAAAGUGUGAAAGCCCUCUACCUGAGGUGCAUUGUUAAUGUUCAUUAACCGCCAAACUCUUAUCAGACAUUUAAUGGUGAUUAAUAUGGCAAUCUAUGAGAAGUAAUGCAUUUGUUUCAAAUUCCAAGAAGCAAACUAUAUUUAUGAUACAUGACAGGAAAUAUUUGACUAUACUAGACAGGUGUGGUUUCCUGUGCUGAUUACAACAAUUGUUAGCCUGGAUACAGUUGUGCACUUAAUACUAUGUAUAUCCACCACCAAUAAACUUCCACUGAGACAGCU